CUGCGCGACGCGCGGCUCAGAGUCGGCAGUGCUGGCCAUGCCGGGCGCAGCGGCGGCGCGGAGCUGAGCCCAGCCCAGGGCGGCCGAGCCUAGCCGCGCCGCUGAAGGGCACCGGCGGCAGCGGCGAGGCUUCUCUGCGCUCUCCCACGGCUGGGGCGCAACCGCCCCGCAGCAUGGAGGCUGGGAAGCGCAGCUCCUCCGCCGGCAGCCGGGACGAUGGCAGCGCUAACGCCUUCCCAGCCAAGCCGGCGGCCCCGGCGGAGAAAGCCCAAAGCAGCCCCGGCGGCGGGAGUAGCGGCGGCGUGAAAGAGCAUGGCAACUCGGUGUGCUUCAAAGUGGACGGCGGCGGGAGCGAGGAGCCCGCGGUGGGCUUCGAAGAUGCCGAAGGGCCCCGGCGGCAGUACGGCUUCAUGCAGCGGCAGUUCACCUCCAUGCUGCAGCCGGGGGUCAACAAAUUCUCCCUUCGCAUGUUCGGCAGCCAGAAGGCGGUGGAGAAGGAGCAGGAAAGGGUUAAAACUGCGGGGUUCUGGAUCAUCCACCCGUACAGCGACUUCAGGUUUUACUGGGACUUAAUCAUGCUUAUAAUGAUGGUCGGAAACCUUGUUAUUAUACCAGUUGGAAUCACUUUCUUCACAGAACAAACAACAACACCAUGGAUUAUUUUCAAUGUGGCAUCAGACACUGUUUUUUUAUUGGACUUGAUCAUGAAUUUUAGAACUGGGACUGUAAACGAAGACAGCUCCGAAAUAAUACUGGACCCUAAAAUCAUUAAGAUGAAUUACUUAAAAAGCUGGUUUGUGGUUGACUUCAUCUCAUCAAUACCAGUGGAUUAUAUCUUUCUCAUUGUAGAAAAAGGAAUGGAUUCAGAGGUUUAUAAGACAGCAAGAGCACUUCGUAUCGUGAGGUUUACAAAGAUCCUCAGCCUGUUACGCUUGCUGCGCCUUUCCAGACUGAUUCGAUACAUACACCAGUGGGAAGAGAUUUUCCACAUGACAUACGACCUGGCCAGUGCUGUGGUGAGAAUCUUUAAUCUGAUUGGAAUGAUGCUUCUGCUGUGCCACUGGGAUGGUUGUCUUCAGUUUUUAGUACCACUGCUCCAGGAUUUCCCACCAGAUUGCUGGGUGUCCCUAAACGGUAUGGUUAACGAUUCCUGGGGAAAGCAGUACUCUUAUGCACUCUUCAAAGCCAUGAGCCACAUGCUUUGCAUUGGGUAUGGAGCCCGUGCCCCUGUCAGCAUGUCUGACCUCUGGAUAACCAUGCUGAGUAUGAUCGUGGGAGCAACCUGUUAUGCCAUGUUUGUUGGCCAUGCCACUGCCCUCAUUCAGUCUCUGGAUUCCUCACGGCGACAAUACCAAGAGAAGUACAAACAAGUGGAACAGUACAUGUCCUUCCACAAGCUGCCCGCUGAAAUGCGCCAGAAGAUCCACGAUUACUAUGAGCACCGCUACCAAGGCAAGAUCUUUGAUGAAGAGAACAUCUUGAAUGAGCUCAAUGAUCCUCUCCGGGAGGAGAUUGUCAACUUCAACUGCCGGAAGCUGGUCGCUACGAUGCCUCUUUUUGCUAACGCGGACCCGAAUUUUGUGACUGCCAUGCUGAGCAAACUGCGGUUUGAGGUGUUCCAACCUGGAGAUUACAUCAUCCGAGAAGGGGCUGUGGGUAAAAAGAUGUAUUUCAUUCAGCAUGGUGUUGCUGGUGUCAUCACCAAAUCCAACAAGGAGCUGAAGCUGACAGACGGCUCUUACUUCGGAGAGAUUUGCCUUCUGACCAAGGGCCGUCGAACUGCCAGUGUACGAGCAGACACAUACUGUCGCCUGUAUUCCCUCUCCGUGGACAACUUCAACGAGGUUCUUGAAGAGUACCCAAUGAUGAGAAGGGCCUUUGAAACGGUGGCCAUUGAUAGACUGGACAGGAUAGGGAAGAAGAACUCGAUCCUCCUGCAGAAGUUCCAGAAGGAUCUCAAUACUGGGGUUUUCAACAACCAGGAGAAUGAGAUAUUGAAGCAGAUCGUGAAGCAUGACAGGGAAAUGGUGCAGACCAUUGCCCCGGUGAGCCUGCAGCAGAUGCCAGCCCUGAACUCCAGCACCUCUGCCUCGUCGACGCGCGUCAGGACACAGUCCCCUCCCGUGUACACUGCCAGCAGCCUGUCCCAUGGGAACCUGCACUCCCCCUCGCCCGGCACGCAGACAUCCCAGCAGGCCGUCAUCCUCUCGCCCUGCUCCUACACCACUGCCGUCUGCAGCCCGCCCGUACAGAGCCCUCUGGCCGGCCGAACUUUCCAGUAUGCCUCUCCGACUGCCUCGCAGCUCUCCCUCAUGCAGCAGCAGCAGCAGCCACAGGCACCCCAGCAGCCCCCUGGGGCCGCACAGAAGAACGAGGUCCACAAGAGCACCCAGGCCCUCCACAACACCAACUUGACCCGGGAGGUGCGGCCCCUCUCCGCCUCGCAGCCCUCCCUGCCCCAUGAGAUCUCCACCCUGAUUGCCAGGCCUCACCCCACUGUGGGAGAGUCCCUCGCCUCCCUCCCGCAGCCCGCCCCUGGCCCCGGGGUGCCCCCGGCCGGCCGCACCACCGUCCCCCAGCGGGUCUCACUAUUCCGACAGAUGUCCUCGGGAGCCAUCCCCCCGAACCGGGGGGCAGCACCGACCCCAGCCCCGUUGCAAAGAGAUUCCUCCACAGUCUUAAGCACAGAGCCCGAGGGAGAGAAGCCGCGGUUCGCGUCUAACCUAUGAUCCCUGGCAGCUGUGAGCAACAGACUUGCGGUGAACCCAGCACCAUCCUUGGAACUGUUUUAGCCUGUUUCCUUAAUGUUACCCAGCAGUCUACUACGAGAAAAAUGCUUUAGAGAGCUUUUCCCUACAUAACGAAUGUAAAAACUAUAUUUUAUAUAUAUAUAUAUAUAUAUAUAUGCACACACACACACGCAAAUAUAUAUAUAUAUAUAUAUAUAUAUAAACACUAAAGAUCUUGUCUGAAUUCAUGUCUUCCUUUCUUGCAUUCAUUAAAGAAGUCUAAAUUCAGCUGUACUACUACUUGGUUUUUAAUGUGUCUGCUUUAAAAAUCAGUCUAACAUUUCUCUGUUUGUGAGGCUGGCUGUUUUUCAUGGGAGGGUUGUCAAUACGCUGACAAAAGUUGCUAGGAUGACUAGAACAUGCUAGUUAUAGUAGUAAAAAACAAACGAACAAACAAAGGAUAAAAGCAUAAAAAAAGAGAGAAAUCUUAGCCUAAGCAACGCGUUGCACUUUCCAGGCGUUGUGAUGAAGCUUUCGUCGUUUCCUUUGCCGCGUCCACGCCCGUUAAUUUCUGGUGGAGAAUGUAGCUGUUCCUUCCCGUGGCGUUUCACACGUUAGCACUUUUCUGUUGGGAAUUAGGUCGGCAAAGAAACAAAUAGCAAACGCCUGCAGUCAAAAGGCUGGCACUGGCACUCCUCUGGAUAGGUUGUAACCUCACCACAGGUCAACCCUUCUGUUGUUUCAGCAAACGGGGUGGACUUUCGAUCUUCACACUGCUAAAGACUUUUACAAAGACUAUUCGUUAUUGCCACUGUAAAUAAGUUUUUAGACCCAAACAAAACAAAAACAACAAGAAAAAAAAAAAAAUAUAUAUAUAUAGCUGCUGUGUGGUGUACCAUUAUUGCCAGGUCUUUGUUUAGGAGUUUAGGUUCUGCCUCUUCACUUCAGAGAUUUGCAGUUUUGAAUUUGUUGAAGCUAAGUGCAACGCAGCUGUUAAACUGUAACGCGAUGGCUUAAAGGACCUGCGAUGCUACUUUUCACACGGCGAUGUUUUAUGCAAAAUUGUACGCUUGAUCCUGCACAAACUGCUAGUACUUCACAAAUACCAUCACUUUUCUUCUCCUUGCCCCUCCUCAAUAGCAUCUGAGAAUAUUCCAUGCAUGCUUUGGGGGGAAAAAAAAAAAAAAAAAAAAAAAAAAAAAAAAAAAAAAAAAUUAAAAAGAAAAAAAAAUCUAUAAAAAUAGGUUCAAUCAAGCAUUGUAGGAAAAGGCUUUAAUGGUAUCUUAGAAAGUAAUAACCAUUUAUUAAUCGUGUCUACCUUACAAUUCCUACGAUGCUGACUUUGAAUCUCUGAUUUAAGUCUAGAAGUGAGAUUUUUUUUUUUUACUUAAUCAAUUUUUUUUUUUUUCCCAUUUAAAGGAUUAUUUGUAAACCACAGCUUGAUUUAGGCUUUCAGGUGCUUUCUGUGUCUUCACUGUAGUUCUGUAGUUGACUGUGGUGUUAAUUUAUGGAAGAAAAAAAAAACAACAACAAAAAAAAAGAAUAAAUAUAUUAUAGCAUCAAGUCUGUCUGGAAAUGCACGAUUUGCUCUGUGUAUAUUGUAUUUAAAUGGUUAGUAUAUCCUAAGGCAUGUAGUGUCAAACAUAGCCCAUAGGUAUGAGGUUUAUUAUUUUUUAAUGUCUUCAAAAAACAGAACGGAAACGGUGACAGAAAGCAGGGUUAAAGCAUACUGUUUUGUGAACACUUUGUUUCGUUUGCUCAGACUUCACGUUAUCUUAUCCACAAAAUUGUUCUUUCGUAGUCAUCUGUGCCUAAUUUGUCACAUUAAAUAGACCUUGAAACUAAACGUCUCAUAAUUUUAACUCAUUGGAAGAAAAAAUAAUCAGCAUUACGGAUGUGAUACAGACGUAUGUAUUCUGUUCUUCAAAACCCAGCUGACUCAAGCGAAGGAAGUGAAUGCAAAGGAGUUCUUCCUUUCCCAUUAACGCUGAGUUUAACAGUGCAUGGAAAAAAAAAAUUUAAACAACAUCACCAACUACAUAAUGCAGUGAAUCCAGAUGUACUGGAGAGCAAAGUAAAUACUCUAAAGCUAACAGAGCUUGAACCCAUGCUGCCUGUUAUGCCUUUACUAAAGUGGUACAUCAAGUGAAAGCUUAGAAUGAUCUUCCAGCUUUGGCUGGCUCCCGCUCACCGGUGAAAAUCGAUGUAAUUAACUCAUUAACAUGCUGCUGCCAUCAGUUUAAGGGGCCCAGAGUAGUAUUAGGAGGAAGUGAUUGUUUAGAAGUGUUUGGAACAUUAUGGAUACGCUGCAAGACCAUUUUAUUUAUCAAUACAAUACCCUUUAUUAUUUUAAUACUAAUGAAUUAUGUCAGUUAAUUAAGAUCAUGUACUGAUCUUUCAAAAAACUGUUUAAGGUUUACAUUUAAUAGGAGUUAUGGGGUUAGUAGCGAAAUAUUUUUAUAUAUAUUUUUAUUUUAUUUUAAGCACUACAAAGAAAUAUUAAUUCACGUGGUCUUUCAGUGAAACCAUAAAUAAUUUUUAAAUGACUUUGUAAUAGAGUGGACAAUAUCUAGGAUUUGUAUGUUAAUUAAAAAAAAAAAAAGGUACAGGGUAUAAAAUUAUAUACGUAUAUAUAUGUAUGUAUGAGUGUACAUAUACUUAGAUUAAGAGACAAAUGACUCACAUUCCUGUAAUAUAAAGUUCCAUUGCUAGUUUCAGAACUGACCUAUUUUCUCUGUACAUAAAGUAAGCCCAUAAGUAUGAAAUCUCACGUCUGUACAGGAUGAAAUGUAUUCAUGAGAAAAAAAAAAAGAGGUUGGAUCUUACUGCUGCUGGGAAGACUAUAGAGCUGAUUCUUACAAUAACUAUACGAUUGGGGAUGAAUUAGAUCUUUUUCUUUUGUCUUUGCUCAAAGCCAUAAAUAAAAAUAUAUAAAAGAUUAUUAAUAAAUUGAAGAAAAUACAUUAAAAAAAA
Messenger RNA from Pogoniulus pusillus (Red-fronted tinkerbird), 5702 nucleotides. It is a transcript of the gene HCN1, whose product is annotated as hyperpolarization activated cyclic nucleotide gated potassium channel 1. Bases 174 to 2729 code for a protein of 851 amino acids. NCBI's taxonomy places the organism in Eukaryota, Metazoa, Chordata, Aves, Piciformes, Lybiidae. Gene Ontology annotation, cellular component: axon; membrane; dendrite. Gene Ontology annotation, molecular function: voltage-gated potassium channel activity. The transcript is spliced from 8 exons. The record is from RefSeq and is a predicted model, not a curated record. Gene Ontology annotation, biological process: potassium ion transmembrane transport; regulation of membrane depolarization; sodium ion transmembrane transport.